This is a messenger RNA of Diprion similis, 1414 nucleotides long. RefSeq names its product WASH complex subunit 3 (gene CCDC53). Lineage: Eukaryota; Metazoa; Arthropoda; Insecta; Hymenoptera; Diprionidae. The record is from RefSeq and is a predicted model, not a curated record. The coding region runs from base 139 to 708 and encodes 189 amino acids. The transcript has 4 exons. Gene Ontology annotation, cellular component: WASH complex. Gene Ontology annotation, biological process: actin filament polymerization; exocytosis.
GGUCUCUUGGAACGAAACGUCAAAUCGUACGUCAAAUGGAGAAAUGUCAGAAAUCAGUUGACUAUCAGAAGUCGUCACCUUAGGAGACUCUAGGUUACAUUUUAAAAUAUUUCCUCUCUUCUUAGCAAACUGUGCAACAUGAACGAUUACGGGAUUCCGAUAAUCGAACCUACCGUUGACUUUACUAAGGUCCCGGCGAUUCAUCAGAAAAGAACUAUCACAUUCGUUAAUCAUUUUAUUAUACAUACAGUAACGUUUUUAAACAAGUUCGCUCUGUCUUGCGAGGAAAAACUGUUCGAGUUUGAGAAUAAAUUGCAAAAAGUAGAAGCGUCACUAGGAAUCCUUGAAUCUAGGCUUGCGUCAAUACCAGAAAUUGACUUUCCAACAAAGACUGACUCUCCACCAACCACUGAAUCAAACAAUCAAGAAGUGAAAUUGAUGGAACAAGAUCAACCAGAUGUGGUUGAAGAGGUGAAAGCUGAAUCCACUGAUGAAAAAGAUCAAAUUAGUAACACACAACCUAUCAGUAAAGAUCCUCGAUAUGCAAAAUUUUUUAAAAUGGUUCAGUUUGGCGUACCCGCGCAGGCUGUCAAAUUGAAAAUGAAACAAGAGGGUCUAGAUCCACUUUUGCUAGAUAAUCCGGAUCAGCUGGUUCCAAUAACGGAAAUAAUUGAAACAAAUACAACUACCGAUGAGGAUGAUGCUUGAUAAUAAACUGAAGACUAAAAGAAGUGUGCAUAUGAAACAGUAAGGUGCAAAGAGUAUUCACAGCGCUCUCAAAGUAAAAUUUUUGUCAUGCUGCAAAAAUUUUGGCACACCCAGUUGAUAGAAAAGGAAAAAAAACGUAAUGUAUGCAUUAUUGUUUGAUAUAACCAUUUAGUAAAUAAACACAUUUCAAAUCUUGAACGAUUUAUUUUAUUUUUUUGUUUAUAUAGUUACAAUCUUAAACGCAAGGUUUAGAACUGGAUCAUCUGGCCCUGUAAACAGAAAACAAAAUGUUUUACAAUUGGUUACUGGUUUAAAUUAAUUUUUAUGCAUGUCACUUCCAUUCAGUUUAGGUGCGCAAGUUGUGGGUAAAAGUUUCUGGGGACAAAUUUUUUAAAUUCGCAUAAAACUGUAAUUUCCAUAAAUGUUUCAAUCGCUUCUGAAAUCUCACUGUCUGAAGUUUUGAGACUAUUUUGAGAUUAUUUGAAUCGCAGCAAGGACUUGAACAAGUCUAACUAUUUCCGAUCAAUUUCCACACAUCUCAGCACCGAAUUUAAAACGAUCUAGAUAUACUAGGUUUUCGAAGACCCACCUUCCUCUUCUUAUCACCUCCCAGCUCGAAAUGUUUGCAUCGCUUGAGCGGGAUUUGCUUUCUGUACUUGCACUCAGUGCAUUCCAUCCUUAGCACAAUUUUCUUCGUGGUCUUAGC